AUGCAGGAGCAGACGUCGGCCGCCGCCCAUCAUGAGCAUGAGACGGCACCACGGCCAAAGGCGAACCCUGUCCCAGGUAUCCUCAAGUCUCCGGUGUCCAUAUCUACCGUCACACCAAGCGCAGACCCAUCGCUAAUGUCGCUAUCGCCGCUCGAGAAUAAGGAACUGACAAUGCAAAAUACAAUGCAAAAUGCCGGCGUCGGCGUCAAGCAGCGAGCUCGUGCCUCUUCCCAUCGCAAAUCCACCAGUUCCAGAGCCUCGAACGGCGACGAGGCGACGGAGAACUCACCCCGGCUGAAAUGGGACGAGGCAAACCUCUAUCUCACCGAACAAGAGCGGACUUCGACCAUGAAGAUCGAUGAGCCCAAGACACCGUAUGUGCCGCACUACGACUACAACGAAGAGAAUGACGACAUGGACCUCGGAGAAGACGACGUCGGGUUCCAUGUUGAAGGAGUGGUGGUGGAUGAACUAGAUAUGAACAAGGCCAAGAGCAAGAGCAAGAGCAAGUCAAGGGCGGACGACAUACCCGAUCUAGAGCUUGGAGACCCGGAAGAAGAUACGUGGAAGGACGUCAGGGCGAGCGAGGCGGAUCGGAUCGUGCGAGAACGAAGUCUGAGCUUUGGAAGCACAGGGAGCAAGAAACGUGUCGUCGUUGGAGGGGACGACAAGGAUGAGCAUGAUCCCACGCAGGAGGAGGCGCAGAAACACCAUGAUUUUGAAGAGAAGCGGAAGAAACAUUAUGAGAUGGGCAAUAUCAAGAAUCUCCUUGGACACCCUGAGAAGAUAGAUGUUGAUGAAGACGAGGACGAGGAUGAGGACGAAAACAAGGCAUCUGCGGGUGCUCCGAGACAGCCUCCGGCCGUCCCUAAGAUUCCCGAACAGUACGCAAAGCAGUCGCACUAA
This is a messenger RNA of Trichophyton benhamiae CBS 112371, 906 nucleotides long. RefSeq lists its product as uncharacterized. Gene Ontology annotation, biological process: regulation of signal transduction. Lineage: Eukaryota; Fungi; Ascomycota; Eurotiomycetes; Onygenales; Arthrodermataceae. Gene Ontology annotation, molecular function: protein phosphatase inhibitor activity. The record is from RefSeq and is a predicted model, not a curated record. Bases 1 to 906 code for a protein of 301 amino acids. The transcript has 3 exons.